UUACAAUCACAAAGGAGUCAAAAAUGGGAUGCGUGGCAAUAACGACUCCCAUUUUCUAUUAUGAAUGGACAGGGUGGUGAAGCGUGAUUCCUUAUCUUCAAUUUUCAGAAAUGGCGAAAGAAGAAGCAACUCCGAAGCCGGUGAUGAUUGCAAUGAAAGGGCAUCCCGGCACCGGCAAGUCUACGUUAGCCAAUUCCUUAGCUUCCGCCCUCAAAAUCCCUCUCAUCGACAAAGACGACAUCCGCGACUGCACUCUCCCUCUCCACCAAUCCCUCCCCACCGCUUCUUAUUCCCUCCUCAACGACCUCUCCUACCACGUCAUCUACCAAAUCGCCUCCACCCAGCUCCGCCUUGGCCUCAGCGUCGUCAUCGACUCUCCACUCUCCCGCCCCACCCACCUCCAUCGCUUGCUCCAAAUCGCUUCUUCCGCCGGUGCCCAUCUCGUCAUCGUCGAAUGUAAGCCAUCGGAUGAGGCCAAGUGGCGGGAGAGGCUUGAACGGAGAGGGAAAAGUGAGGGAGCCAGCUGGCACAAGCCAGCCACGUGGCAGGAGCUUGAGAUGUUGGUUCAAGGGUAUGGCGGGUGCACGGAUUACGAUGUCGGCGACGUGCCGAGGAUGGUGGUGGACACUACCGCUCCGGUUAGUGUGGAGGAGCUUGUUUCUCGUGUGGUCAACUUCAUUGUUUCAAGAUGUGGCACUUGUGUGGGAUUGUGACAUGUGUUGCUCUAUGAGAAUUCGCAGCUCAAAAGUUGACAUUUGGCAUAUAUAGGUUUUUCUUUUUUUAAUAUAUAUGUGAAAUAUAUAAAAUAUAUUUAAUAUAUUAAGGACAGUGUA
Rubroshorea leprosula is the source of this 833-nucleotide messenger RNA. The record is from the annotation of a GenBank genome assembly. NCBI's taxonomy places the organism in Eukaryota, Viridiplantae, Streptophyta, Magnoliopsida, Malvales, Dipterocarpaceae.